Harpegnathos saltator (Jerdon's jumping ant) is the source of this 7922-nucleotide messenger RNA. RefSeq names its product latrophilin Cirl. The record is from RefSeq and is a predicted model, not a curated record. Bases 595 to 4749 code for a protein of 1384 amino acids. Gene Ontology annotation, cellular component: plasma membrane. The transcript has 18 exons. Gene Ontology annotation, molecular function: carbohydrate binding; G protein-coupled receptor activity. Lineage: Eukaryota; Metazoa; Arthropoda; Insecta; Hymenoptera; Formicidae. Gene Ontology annotation, biological process: cell surface receptor signaling pathway; G protein-coupled receptor signaling pathway.
ACCUCACCUCACCUCACCUCGCCCCGCCUCGCCUCGCCCGCCGCGACCUACCGCCAUGGAGACUCGCGACUCCUCCACGAAAGUACGGUGAAACGCGACGAGCUCUGUCGCGCGCGGCUAAGUUCAAGUGCGUCCCCGUAGCGUCUUUUUGGAACACCGUUCGCACGCUUGCGCGCGCACGAGCGAACAAGUGUAACGGCCCGUUUCGUCGAUCGUACAAUUUGGCGUAGCUGUGUGCGCUGAGGUGCGACCGUUUCGGCCUCCAAUCUGUCUGUGCGAGAUACUCUCGCUCGGGAAUAUAAUCCUCCGGUGGCCGGGGUACCGUCGGCAAAGCCAAAGGUAACACGCAGUGGUCGGAGACCACCGCGGCCGUCGGCGAGACGUGCUCCGAGAAAAGAGAGAUCGCUCGACAAGUGCUCAAAUUCCCGGGACGGGAUACACGAGGAGACACCGCGGACCUCGACAGUGUGUUUCGUGUGACAGUGACAGUGACAGUUCUGGUUUUGUUUGGCUUUCGGCUGUUUGUGCGAUGUGCUUCGGUCCAACUGUUCUCCGCAUCCAGUGUCUCGCGUAGUCGGAGCUCGGAACCUCACGAUGGAGUGCCGCAAGGGUCGACGGAAAGGAGCGCCGAUCCUCGGCGGGCUGCUGCUUACGUGGCUCUUAACCAACGGCUGCACCGUCGUCGCGCGAAAUAUGGGUAAGCAGCCGUCGUCGCUACCGCUCUCACGUCGAGACAGCCCCGAGAUAGAGAGGUACGACACCGCAUACGCGUGCGAGGGCAAGACGCUGGAGAUCGAGUGCGGUGAGGGGAAGCUGAUCCACCUGAUACGGGCGAACUACGGCAGGUUCUCGAUCACGAUAUGCAACGAGCACGGGAACACCGACUGGAGCGUCAACUGCAUGUCGCCCAAGUCGUUCCGCGUGCUGAACAACGAGUGCAAUCACCGUAAAUCCUGCUCGGUGGACGUGCGCAGCGACAUUUUCGAGGAGGACCCUUGUCCCGGGACCGGAAAGUACAUCGAGGCCCAGUACCACUGCUUAGCAGCCACUACCACGACGACGUCCCGGCCGAGCCCGCCGUGGUUCAUAACUUCGCAGCCGAGUGUCUGGAGCACCGCUAAGCCGACCGUCAGGCCUCCCUCGAGGAUUACGACACCGGCAGUGCAGCAGCAGCCGCCCCAGCAGCCACCGGCGCCGUCCACCCCAGCACUACCUAUAACGACACCGGCGAGCCCCACGUCGACGAGGUCCUUCGUCGAGAUCGAGGUCGACGAGGAGGAUCCGGGCUUAAUACCUCCUGCGAACGGUUCUCCGGCGAAUGUUCCGGGGAUGCCGCCGAUUAUACCAGAGACCACUCAAGCCACGACAACGUCCACCUUCGUUCCCUGGAGAACCAGUCGAAGGACCACCGUGCCUAGCACGCUGUACCCGGAGUCCAGCUCGAACGGCCAGUGGUACGACUACGGCAAACAAGUGUGUCCCCCGGUGGUCGCUAGGAACCUCUCCUGGAACACGACCAGGGCCGGCGAGCAGGCCGUACAGAGCUGCCCUGGCGGCGCCAACGGCUUGGCCAGGUGGAGGUGUCUGGUGAGCGGCGACACUGCCUUCUGGCACCUCGACAGCCCGGACUUGAGCGAGUGUCGGUCCGUCUGGCUGACCACCCUGGAGAACCGCGUGAGCGACGGCGACGUGAUCCUCGGCAUCAGCCGGGAGCUCUCGCAGGUGACGAACAACAGCCGCGGCCUGUACGGCGGCGACAUGAUGAUCACCGCGAAGAUCAUCAAGAAUAUGGCGGAAAAGAUGGCCUUGGACAUCAAGACGUACAAGGACCCGAAUCAGCGAGAGGUCAGCGUGACGGAGCUGCUGCAGGGUGUAGUGAGAACCAGCAGUAAUCUCCUCGACAAGUCGCAGAUGGCGUCCUGGAAGGACCUCGCUCAUAAAGAUCAGAUGAGGGUCGCCACGUCGUUGCUGAUCGGCCUCGAGGAGAACGCUUUCCUAUUGGCGGACACGCUCAUGCACGAGAAGACCAUCAAGCAUGAGGACAAAAACAUCCUGAUGGAAGUUCGCGUACUGGACGCGCGCAACAUCGACAACGAGCUGGAAGUUUUCCCGAGCGAGGCCGCCCUCCAGAAGUGGAUCUCGAACGAUCGCGUGGAACUUACCAGAGCCGCUCUGCUGGACAACAGCCAGUCCGGCAUCGUACGGCUGGUCUUCAUGGCCUUUGACAGGCUCGAGGAGAUACUGCAGCCGCAAGCGGAACCGCCGUCCGUCGUCACGAACGGCAAUUCCCAGCAACGUAGGAACGCCACCAGGCUCCUAAACAGCAAAGUUAUCUCGGCGUCCUUGGGAAAGGGCCGGCAUAUACAGCUCUCGGAGCCCGUCCGGGUGUAUUUCAGACACCUGGCGGUCGAGAACGUCACCAACCCCACUUGUGUCUUCUGGGAUUACAUCUUGAGCGCUUGGUCGGAAGAAGGAUGCCACAUACAAAAGACCAACGAGACUCACACCGUGUGCGAAUGCAAUCAUCUGACGAACUUUGCCGUGCUGAUGGACGUGCACGCCGUCAGACUGGACAUCGCUCAUCAGGUCGCGUUGCAAAUCAUCACGUAUAUAGGCUGCAUCAUUUCCGUCGUCUGCCUGGUCCUGGCCAUUCUCACGUUUCAAUUAUUUCGCGGACUGAAGUCGGACAGGACGACGAUCCACAAGAACCUCUGCGUGUGCCUGCUGAUAGCCGAGGUGCUCUUCGUCUGCGGGAUCGGCCAGACGAAUCAGAGAGUCGUCUGCGGCAUCGUCGCCGGCUUGCUGCACUUCUUCUUUUUGUGCGCGUUCGCCUGGAUGUUCCUCGAAGGAUUCCAAUUAUACGUGAUGCUGAUUGAGGUUUUCGAGGCGGAAAAAUCUCGGCUCCGAUGGUACUAUCUGGUUGCGUACGGCGCACCGCUGGUGGUAGUCGGAAUUUCGUGCAUAAUCGAUCCACUCAGCUACGGUACCGAUCAGUAUUGCUGGCUACGGGCAGAUAAUUAUUUCAUCUUCAGCUUCGUUGGGCCCGUGUUACUCGUUAUACUGGCGAAUCUGGUGUUUCUGACGAUGGCGAUUUACAUGAUGUGCCGGCACACAAACACCACCGUGGCGAUGAAGAGCAAGGAGCACUCCCGUUUGGCUAGCGCAAAUGGAAAGGAAGAGAAUGCUCUUCCCAACAAAUUGCAAGCGCACUUAGCCUGGCUGCGGGGCGCUAUCGUGCUGGUGUUUCUACUAGGUCUGACCUGGACAUUCGGGCUCCUCUACUUGAACCAGGAGUCCGUCGUGAUGGCGUACAUCUUCACCGUAUUGAAUAGUCUCCAGGGGCUGUUUAUCUUUGUGUUCCAUUGCGUACAGAACGAGAAGGUGAGGAAGGAGUACCGGAAGUUCGUCCGCCGCCACUCCUGGCUGCCCAAGUGCCUGAGAUGCUCGAAGACGGUGACGGGCGGCUCGGCCGGCUCCACCGGCGGCAGCGGCGGCACCGGCGGCGCCAACGGCGGCAAGGACUUCGCCUCGCACAACACCUCGUCGAACCCGUCGGCCCCGACGACCGACAGCUCCGGAUUGUCGCCCCACGCGGCCAGCAACGCCAACCAUUACUUGGUAUCCGGUCGAAGCUGGGCGAUAGUCGAUAGGCAGCCGGCAGUAACGGUGCCAGGUGAACCCUCCUCGACCGAGACUCACAUCGUGGCCACCCUGCCGUACGCACGUCACGCCUUCUUACCCUCAGCUCCCAAUAUCCCCAAAUCUGCCACCGCCACUUGGGGCCACCUUAACAAAAACCUCAUGUGGAAGAACAUUUCUUUUAAGUCGUACUCCCGCGACUCCGGACACGGCGGCUCCGAGCAGGAGGACUCCCCACGGACGCACAACACCUUGACGCUCGGUCACUCGGGCAGGAGGCGCGGGCCGAGCGACGCCAGCGAGAUGAACAGCACCGGCAGCAGGACGACCGCUGGCAGACGCGCCGCGAUGCCGUACAAUCACACUUACACCGAGAUCGUUGACGGUCGCGGAGGCGGCGGCGGCGGCGGCGGCGGCGGCGGCGGUGGCGGUGGCAACGGCACCGGGCAUCACCAGCUGCACGGCCACCACGGUCAGCACGUGCACCUGCCGCGCGGCCUCGCCAACGAAGACGACCCGGUGUACGAGGAGAUCGAGCGAGGAAGCGGCGGCGGCGGCGGCGGCGGCGGCGGUGGAGGCGGCGUCGGCGUCGGCGUCGGCGUCGGCGUCGGUGGCGUCGGUGGAAGUAUCAUCGGCGGCGGUAUCGGCAGCGUCGUCGGCGCCGGCGAGAUCCAAGUGUCGGACAUGUCCGACGAGGACGGCCGGCGGCAGAGCGACAUGAGCAGGCAGUCGUCCAGGAGCUACGGUGACCACCGGCCGUUGAUACCGUACUCGCCCGCUGCCGACCGCAACUUGGCGCACUACGGCCAGACGAUGGUGGAACGUGGCAACGGCGGCCCAGGCGGUAACCUCGCGCACUACGACACGACGGAGUACGGUCCCGCGGUAGAACGGACCCUGAACGCCUGUUGGGAGAAGCUGCGCCGGCAGCAAGCCAGGUACGAGCUCGACCUGCCGCGGCUGCCGGCAGCAUACGGCAUGCCGCCGCAGCAGGACCACACGCGGACGGUGGCCGUGUUGGACGGUCACACCGUCGUCUGCCACCUGCAGCCGCAGACGGACAUGUACACGGGUCGCGGGAUGCCGCCGCCGUCCUACAGCGAGUGUUAGGCCCUGAUCUCGAGGCCGGUUCCACGGACUCGGCGGGACCCCGGCCGGAGACUCCUCUCUCCUGGUACCGCCGCGGAGGAACGAUGAUGGACGCUCUUCCGGGGAGACGACGACGGUGGCGCCGGCGGUCAGCCGGAUUCGCGCGUCAUUCGUCCGGACGGCUCGUCCUGUCGUAGGGACACGUGGUGACGGUGUGGGUAGGUAACGGUGACGGUGGUGAUGAUGACGAUUCGUUCCUGGGAGGAAGCAGCGCGUGUUUAGUCGGCCAUUACCGCCCCCCCCCUUCUCGACGACACGGGGCUUUUUGCGAACGGAGGUCUCUCCCCCCGCGGGAGGAGACGGACGUGUACCGCUUUUUAGCUCAAGCGUAAGCGCGACGGUGCUCCAUGCCCGGCCGAGCGCUAUGCGCGCGGAGGUUCGUCGCGUUUUAGCCAUAAAUCGACUCGCGUAUCGCGAGCGUUCUUACCGGAGCAGCGCCGCUCUCGGCAUCCGUUCGGGGAUGCGAUCCGCUCGGUCGGACGUCUCGGCUCGUGAGCCAGCAGCGAGACGGAUGAGCUGCUGGAGGAGCAAGGAUGAGAGAGAGUGUGUAUAUGUAUGUGUGUGUGUGUGUCUGUGUGUGUGUAUGUGAGAGAGAGAGAGAGAGAGAGAAAAGGCAGAGGAGAGAAAGAGUGGAAGAGAAAGGCUACAUGCAUGAGUGUGAGAGAUAGAUUGAGACGGGCGUUCGACUAGGCUGCCACGUCGUCCAACGGACGACCGUGUCUCCUUAGGAUACACACAUCGAGGUGUGCAUACGUGGCGUGCGUGCGUGUGAAUGCGUGAGAAAAUCGCCGCGACACGCAGACUCUGUAUAACAGAAUUGUAGCGGACCUCUCGUUUAAGCUAAGUGGACGACGACGACGACGACGACGACGACGACGACGACGACGACGACGACGACGACGACGACGACGACGAUGACGACGACGACGACGACGACGACGACGACGACGACGACGACGACGGUGGUGCAUGCCCGUUCGUGGCCGGGCGUUUGGAAUUGGCGAAUCGAGUUGACGCGAGCAAAGACCAGAACGUGACGAGUCCUCAUGGACGGGAGAGCUUUCCGUAGUCCGCAGCGACGCGAAAAUCAGCUUCGGGUGUUUCGAGAGAACAAACGAAAAAGGGGAGGAGGAGGAGGGAAAGUAAAAUUUUUUAAUGCAAUCGCGCGCGAUGAGACGAUGUUUUUGCGAGCUUCGCACGAGCGUACUGAACCAAAGGUUUAUUUUAUCACGAUAUUGAAAGCGGCUCGUGGAAAUUUUUGCAAAAUAUUUGUUUUGCCGACGUUGUUCCGUAACAUCUCUUUUAACGCAAAUAUAUAUAGCCCUGUAUCGCAUACAAUACGAUUUAUAAAAGUGACUUUGCGCAAAAAGUUGCGCCGUACGGGAUGUGAUCGGUUCCAAGUGAUUUCAACCACAACAUUGUCCAUUAGAGGUCAAUCGAUCCGUUAUUUAAAUUUUCUUUAAUAUUGAUUGGGUUUCGCCCGCUGGAUAGGGGCGUAUAUGCCAACGUUUUAUUUCUCUUUAUUUAUUCUCUAAUCCAGAUACAAAUGCAUGCAUACUUUCGCGUUUCUUCUUCUUUACGCGAGCAGAUGCAGCACGUGUGCGCAAUAAAGCAAUUAUUAAAAAUAUUUAUAAAUUAUAAAUAUUAUAAAGCUAUUAAAAAUAUUUAUUUUUCCGAUCGUUCCUAAAUGCACGGAGAACGCGCGUUGCUUUCUUACUUUCUCGUAAAAUUCGCGCGUCUUCGAGACGUAAAUGAUUCGCGAGCAAAACGACACGAGGUCCCGACGGUGUGCCGGUGACGGAGCGGGUGGGGGGGGGAGGGGGGCUGUGGGCGUCCGGGCGAGCGUGUACGCGCGCGCCAUAUCGUUUUCUAUCACUUGGAUCGCUAUACUUCUUACGAGGGGCGAGGCGCGCGUUAUCCGGAUCGUGUAUCGGAAGCUACCUCGUGCGCGAUGGACUUCGAAGAGAGAGAUAUGCGUCGUCGACACCUCGGCGCAUCCGCUGCGACCCUUUACGCGGCCACAGCUGCGCGCGGAUUGCAGCGGGGGACAGGUGGAUUACGGAACUCGACAGAGCGCGAGCCGGUAUUCAGCGCGACGAUAAGUGGCGGCGGGUUCAUGGCGGCGGCUCGUGCGUCAAACGCCGUCCGGCAAUAUUAAGUGUCGCUUUGACCGUCGCGUUAAACAGCGGUUCGCCGCUUGCGGCCGAGCGUAUGAGUCGCGCGUAAAUUGCAGUCGCGCGAUGCGACCUCGUGUCGAUUUGGCUUGGACGCUAGCCCAAUCGAGCCGCACGGCGGCGGCGUGCGUUUAACGCAGCACUCAAGCCCACGUACGAUGUGCGACGCACCGCGGUGUGUGACGGACGAGUCGCGGUUUACCGCCUCUCUCGUCGGCGCUGCUUCCUCGGGCUCGCGAGUAUUCGGCGGUGCAGAGCUUUCCUCGGAACGCGCGAGCGGGUCAGCGUGUGACGUCCCUCGAUUUAGAAAACAGGCAUUGUAAUAUAGAUCUAGACAUAUCGCCACCGGCCGAAUACGCGAAUCGCCAACAACACGCCGGUGACAUUGUCGAGCAGCCGAGGGGAUCGGCGUGCCCGGGAUGCGAUCUUUAUGCGGGAUCGAUGACGGCUCGAUAAAGGGGAAGACGCCGGUACCGUGCGACCCGCGACGAGGUCGCUCUGCGGCGACGCUUACCUUGCGCAUGGAAAAAUGGUAGCGCUCUGGCUCGCCCGAUGUCCGAGAAUUUUAUUGACGACGACGACGAUGUAUUUCUUUUCCUUCUUUCUCUUUAGUAAUGAAACGAUUUUCUUUUGUUAUCUUGCGACGAAAAUCACCCUCCAAGCCGGAGCAGUCGCCUCUCGUCGCUGGCCACGGUACCUCUCGUUGCUUCAGUCCUGCGCCUCUUGAUUAAAAAGACGCGGUUAGUGAAGAACAUCCCGCAGUCUUCGCGAAAGACAGGUGUUGCAUUGAAGCGUUUUCUCAAUAUCGAAUACACGAGGGCAGUCUGAAAAGUUCUCGGCCUAACAGUGAAAGAAAACUUUCGUUUUGCCGUGAAAUAUGUUUUAUUUUUCAAUAUAAUCUCCUGAAACUUCAAUACAUUUAUUCCAAUAAUUUUUUCAAUUUUUUCAAUAAUUCAAUAC